Molecule: messenger RNA, 604 nt
Organism: Anarrhichthys ocellatus (wolf-eel)
Lineage: Eukaryota; Metazoa; Chordata; Actinopteri; Perciformes; Anarhichadidae
Gene: cox6b2
Product: cytochrome c oxidase subunit 6B2
Exons: 4
Coding region: 118-378 (86 amino acids)
Cellular component (GO): respiratory chain complex IV; mitochondrion
Source: RefSeq, a predicted model, not a curated record
CCGAUAUCCCAGCAUCCUUUGCGCGUUGACGAGGAAGGGUAUGUUUCCGGUGCGCUCCGAGGACACAUCAAGAAACGUCCCAAGUGUCAUUUAGUCGUGUGACUGAAGCUCAAAAAGAUGUCUGACACUGUCGAGGAGAAGAUCAAGAACUACAGGACGGCUCCCUUUGACGCCCGAUUCCCCAACACCAACCAGACCCGCAACUGUUAUCAGAACUACCUGGACUUCCACAGGUGCAAUAAGGCCCUGUCGGCCAAAGACCAGGAUGUGGCUCCCUGUGAUUGGUACCAGAGGGUCUACAAGAGCCUCUGUCCUAUGAGCUGGGUUUCCAAAUGGGACGAUCAGAUAGAGGAUGGAAGUUUCGCAGGGAAGAUCUGAAAUCGGCAGCUGUUAUUGAUCAGGACAGUCCCCUCCAGGACAUUCUGUUACCUGCAGCUCAGUAGUGCGCCUAAGGACAUCUACGUCAGUGAUGCUACUGUUGUUGACUUUAAAUUUAAACACGCACAGCUUUGCAUGUUACAGUCUGAAGUUUUUUCCCUGUCUCAAUUGUAAAGUAUUCUUCCGGUUUGUUUCAUCAUUAAAUACAGUUCGGAUUUAAUGAAAA